Molecule: messenger RNA, 1080 nt
Organism: Hydra vulgaris (swiftwater hydra)
Lineage: Eukaryota; Metazoa; Cnidaria; Hydrozoa; Anthoathecata; Hydridae
Product: heat shock protein 30
Source: RefSeq, a predicted model, not a curated record
GAAUAUUAUAAAAAUGUGUAGAACAAUCGUGGCAACUUCAAUAGAGUAUAAAUUUCAAAUCCUGUUAUGCUUGAAUCAGUUAGAGAAUUCAAGAAGUUCUUUUCUUAGCGUACUAAAAGUGUGUAAAAGCUUCCAUCUUAUUUUGAAAUAAGAAAUUAUAUCGAAAAAAAUGUCUUUAUGGCAUAUACCUGUUCAUGAAUAUAUUCCAAGUGAUCCAUUUUUGGAUGAUAUACUAGAGAUAACUUUUCCUCCCCUCAGAUAUUUUCCUCUGUUUGAUGAAAAAGCAAGUGCUCGAAAAUCAAUUAGAGAACGCAAUCGGUUGUACAGGGAUCUAAUUGGUUACUCGCCAUAUCCAUCUCGUUCAAAAAGGAAAACCUCUAAAAAACAUGGUUUUGAAGUGAAUCUUGAUGUUAAACAUUACAAGCCUGAAGAAAUUGCUCUAAAAGUUGAAGGGCAAGUUCUUCAAGUGAGCGGCAAGCACCAUAAUGAAAAUGAAACUGGAUUUGAGUCUAGUGAGUUCCACAGAAAAUACACUAUUCCAGAUGAUGUAGAUCCGUCAGCUAUUACUUCAAACAUCAGUCAAGAUGGUGUUUUGCACAUAGAAGCUCCUAAAAAGUCUCAUGUAAAUUCUGAUUCUGUAGAAUCAACAAAAGAGGUUUUUAAGUGCAGCUUAGAUGUACAAGGUUUUAAACCAGAGGAAAUCUCAAUUCAAGUUAAAGGUAGAGAUUUAGUUGUUCAUGGUGAAACAAAGUCUGAAAUCAGCAGUGAUCAUGGAGCAAGUUUCCACCACAAGCAGUUUACCAGAAAUAUAUCUUUACCAGAUGAUGUUGAUCCUUCUCACUUAAGUUCUCGUUAUACUAAAGACUCGAAGUUAACUAUUGAAGCUCAGCGAAGUUUGCCUCAGGCUCCACUUAAACUCCAAAUCGAAAAGGAAGAAUAAAAAGCCAUACGAAUCAUUUUCUACUUAUACUUAUGUGAACUUUUUUAACAUAGAAAUGUUUUUUUAAUUAUUCUUGUAUAGAUAGACCUUUUUGUAAUUAUGUUUCGUUUAAAUAUUUAUUGAAUAUAUUAAUUUGAAUA